Molecule: messenger RNA, 1115 nt
Organism: Perca fluviatilis (European perch)
Lineage: Eukaryota; Metazoa; Chordata; Actinopteri; Perciformes; Percidae
Gene: rexo2
Product: small fragment nuclease
Exons: 7
Coding region: 21-845 (274 amino acids)
Cellular component (GO): mitochondrion
Molecular function (GO): 3'-5'-RNA exonuclease activity; nucleic acid binding
Source: RefSeq, a predicted model, not a curated record
AUAAACCAUAAAGAAGAAUCAUGUUGCCCAGGAUGCAAGUGUGUUGGGCAUGGGCUCUCCCCGUUAGCUCGCAGUUUGUUUGCAGGAGGAGACAGCCCGUCCUCCGCCGCAGCAAGGCACCGUCUCACUCACACUGCAGCAGUGUGCAGAACAACGUACCGUUAAGCCGUCUUAUCAACCCAUUCACUUCCAGAUUCGGUUCAACUUUUCACGUCCAGGUGUCCAGAACAAUAAGCAUGUCGUCCAUCGGGAUGUCUCAGAGAAUGGUUUGGGUGGACCUGGAGAUGACGGGUCUGGACAUUGAGAAGGACCAGAUCAUUGAAAUGGCAUGCAUUAUAACAGACUCUGACCUGAACAUUUUGGCUGAGGGGCCCAACUUGAUAAUUAAGCAGCCAACCGAGCUGCUGGAAGGGAUGUCCGACUGGUGUAAAGAGCAUCAUGGGAAGUCAGGACUGACGCAGGCUGUACAGGACAGUAAAAUCAGCCUGGAACAAGCAGAGUACGAGUUCCUGUCCUUCGUCAGACAGCACACCCCACCGGGACAGUGUCCCCUUGCUGGGAACUCUGUGCAUGCAGACAAGAGGUUCCUGGACAAGUACAUGCCCCAGUUUAUGUACCACCUGCACUACAGGAUCAUUGAUGUCAGCACCAUCAAGGAGCUCUGCAGGCGGUGGUUUCCAGAGGAAUACAAGAUGGUGCCCAACAAGAAAGCAGCCCACAGAGCGUUGGAUGACAUCCAGGAGAGCAUCAAAGAGCUGCAGUACUACAGAGCCAAUGUCUUCAAAGCCUCAACAGAGGAGAAGAAGCGCAAGAUCGUAGAGAACGGAGGCAGCAACAAUAGUUAGCACGAGUGGGACUAUGGAGUGGUGCAUGUGAUUGUCUCAUUGAUUUUAUUUUGAGUUGAUAUUUGGCUACCCAAUGGUCCUUUAUUUCAGUAUUGUUCAAUGUAGAGGUUUCAUCAAAGGGAAACAACAGUUUAUUCAAAAGAGUUAAAGAGAAACAUUAAAAGGUAACCUUACAGUUUUGUAUUUAUUUAUCUUUAGUCUGGGAUUGGCUUUAUUUUCCCUUGUUUUUCAAAUGAAACCAAUUAAACUGUGAUCCCUGAGGAAACGGAC